Phyllopteryx taeniolatus (common seadragon) is the source of this 2016-nucleotide messenger RNA. RefSeq lists its product as uncharacterized. Bases 204 to 1901 code for a protein of 565 amino acids. NCBI's taxonomy places the organism in Eukaryota, Metazoa, Chordata, Actinopteri, Syngnathiformes, Syngnathidae. The transcript has 5 exons. The record is from RefSeq and is a predicted model, not a curated record.
GGUGUGUCUGGACCGAUGUCGGUCAAACUCUCGGCAGUUAAUUUAAAUAAUCUUAUUUCUUUAAAGUUUAUGCGACGGAUUCGCUGUUAGUUCGGUCACACACGGCUCAAAGUUGGUAGUGGUUAACUUGGACGGACUGCUGUAACGUCACUCAGGCGCUGUGACGGUCCGUCUUCUGUUUUGGCUCUGCUGACCUCCGAUAGAUGGCGACCUUGUCACUCUGCAAAGUCAAGAUGAGCCACGUGGCGGAGGGCCAAUCCAUCGGUGCCUGCAAAUGCCAUGCCGACACGAGCAAGCACAAAAUAAAACGACUGAGAUCUCGUAAGGAGCGCAGUCAGACGAGAGGUGUCGGUGACAGCAAAGACGCCUGCAAACCGGUCAAAGCGUACCAGCAUCCCUGCCACCAUCAGGGCAGCCUGGAUAUUGGGCACCUGCACAGCUGCUGCCAUCACGCCCAGAGGAGAAACAUUACGCCGCCGCCCCUCUCCGACACGCAUGUGCCCACGCAGGAAGCCAGCGUCAUCACGACGGCCCGUCUCAUCGCCCAUCGCGGACUCUUCAACCAUGAGGUGAAGUCAAUCGACAUCGAGCGCCUGUUACUGGGGAAGAAGGGAAGAAAAGUGAAUGCGAAGGAGAAGAAGGCAAAGGAGAAGAAGGAGACGAAGGCAAAGGCGACAUCUCCAUUUGUUAGUAGUGAUGCCAGUGGUCCCGAUGAAGAGGCUCAAGCCGCAGAGGCCCAUGAUGGACGUGACAAGAAAAGUCACACGUCAGAGAUGACGCCGGACCAAAGAGAACAGGACUGUUCUUCAUUCGCAAGCUCAGGCGAGGCUCUGGCAGCGAAGAGCAGGAAAGUCGAGCCACGCGAGAAGCCGUCGUCUUUUGCGGAGCGCACGCUCCCGAGGAAGAAACCCACGGAUCCGCAGCGGCCGCCUAGGCCGAUUCUCCGUCGGACCGUCGCCGUGGAAAGGGAGGUCGACGCUCGUGCUCAAAGAGAAGGCAUCGCCUCAAAGUCCAUCGGCGCGGUGGCGCAGCGCUUGUGCGACGCCUUGCGCUUUCCUUUAAUGAAGAAGCGCGACCCGGUGGCCGAGAGCAGGGAGGUGCUGUUCCGUGUCCUGCGGGAGACGCACGGCCAGCACCUACAGCAGAACCUCCUCCGCAUACACUCAGGCACAGGCCUCCACCCUCACCCCAGGAGAGUGGUCCACAAGCCAAAGGCCACACGGAAAGACCGGGAUCGACGCUGGAUCCCAGAUUUGUUUCCAGCACCAUUUCAAAUCCACCCUGCGGAUCCUUUCUAUUUCAAUAAUGAGGAUGCUCCCGUUUUGGAAAACACAGGGAAGGGGAGGAAGCACAUUUUCUGGAAUCUCAGUCCACCGCCACAGCGGCACUUGGACCAGACUGCCGUUUGGCCAAUGAGUCCCACGGGCAUCUCAGCAGACUUCUACGAGGACAUCUUCGGGCCUCGCGCCUCGCCGGAGUUCAGCAUGGACUUUGGCUCCUCCUCCAGCCCUUCCUCUGCAGCGACUCAUCAUCUGUUUGCCCCAUCUCCUGCCUGGCGAGCAGAAACCCUGGCGCACAGAUUUGGUAAAACGCCUGCCGCAAUGGAUCCCUUUGAGGACUGUUUUGCGCGUAGGACGAGUCAGUCGCAGGCGAACUACGCGCGACACAGCCCCCGCCAGGAGCUAACAGGCCGAUAUUCACUGCAGCACUUCCCCCUGGAGCGUGACACCUUAACUGAAAACCAACAGUCCUCCUUCGCCCUCACCUUCCCCUCCCACGCUUUAACCUCUCUGCACAGCCACCGUUGCCCACCAUCUUUUGUUCUCGAGAGCCCACCACCUGCAUUCACCUCCUUGUCGAGCCCCAAACACUGGCCCUUUGGCUCCAGGAAAUUGUACUAACAAACCACCUGACUCACUUUUUUUUUUGUCUUGUGUGCUUAUUUUUGUUUAUUUGUAAACAGUCAUCGUAAGUCAUUGUAUUUGUCACUCCAAAAAUAAAGAAGAGUAAAGGUGU